Molecule: messenger RNA, 1034 nt
Organism: Raphanus sativus (radish)
Lineage: Eukaryota; Viridiplantae; Streptophyta; Magnoliopsida; Brassicales; Brassicaceae
Product: deSI-like protein At4g17486
Exons: 3
Coding region: 246-932 (228 amino acids)
Biological process (GO): protein deubiquitination
Molecular function (GO): deubiquitinase activity
Source: RefSeq, a predicted model, not a curated record
GUAUUUAUUUAUGGAAGUAUAUCAUCAGGCAUUAACUUAUAGUAUAAGAUUCGGAAACUAAUUAGCUAAACCAAGUCUUUUCUUCGUCUUCGUCUUCAACUUUUUAAGACAACAUCGUUGGCAUUUUGUAUAAUUUUUAUGAUAAACUGAAAAGAGGUACAUUAUCAUCAACUCGGAUAGUUUAUAUAGAACAAGUCAUCUUCCACCGUCAGAACUUACUGCCGCCGGCGAUACUCUGCCUGAAAAUGCUCUGCCGGAAAAACUCAAGCGUCGUGGAUAGAGGAAAUGUUCCCGUGUAUCUCAAUGUGUACGAUCUAACUCCCAUCAAUGGCUACGCUUACUGGUUUGGUCUUGGUGUUUACCACUCUGGUGUUGAAGUUCAUGGUAUAGAGUAUGCUUUCGGAGCUCAUGAAUAUCCAAGUACUGGAAUAUUCGAAGGAGAACCGAAGCAAUGCGAAGGGUUUACGUUUAGGAAAUCAAUUUUGAUUGGUAAAACGGAUCUUGGGCCAUUGGAAGUGAGAGCUACGAUGGAUCAACUUGCAGACAAGUACAAAGGGAGUUCUUACAAUCUCAUCACCAACAACUGCAACCACUUCUGCGACGACACUUGUAUGAAGUUAACCGGGAAUCCAAUUCCUAGUUGGGUUAACCGUCUUGCAAGAAUCGGUAAACUCUCUGGAUUCAUGUGCAACUGUGUGCUUCCUGCGACCAUAAACGCCACGAAGCUCGGGAACAACCGAGUCAAUCAAGACAAACCAUGUCAAGCAGAAGCUGAGAAGAAGAAACUGAGCAGAGAGAGGUCUACGAUUGAUACACCUUCGCCAUCAUCUUUGUCUCCUUCAGUUCAAGUUCGUGGUCGAAGCAGGAAAAGGCGUCCACGUCGUGCCAUGCAACCUUCAUCGACAUUGAUUCUCAGCUCUUCCACCACUUGACCAUAAAUAUAAUUCACGUCUAAAUCUUUUCUUUUUUAACUAGUUGCAGUUGUGCUUUGUAAUCUUGUUAAACAAGUAAAGUAAAAAAGAAGAAUCAAUUUA